Hyaloscypha bicolor E is the source of this 606-nucleotide messenger RNA. RefSeq lists its product as uncharacterized. The record is from RefSeq and is a predicted model, not a curated record. The coding region runs from base 114 to 431 and encodes 105 amino acids. Lineage: Eukaryota; Fungi; Ascomycota; Leotiomycetes; Helotiales; Hyaloscyphaceae. The transcript has a single exon.
UAGAAGUAUAAGUACAUGACUCUUGCCUUUUCUUUCCUCACCACCGAUCGUCGUUUACAUCGCACAGUCUUUUUAUUUUAUUUUUUAGAAACAGCCUCUCUGCUUGUCCCGUCAUGAAGUCCUCUCUCUUCCUCGGAAGCGCUUUUACUUCAAUUGUUCUGGCAGAUGUCUGCAACCGUGACAACGUCUUGAGAUGUCUUGUUGCAAGCUCCGCUGACCAAAAGUGUCACCGCCACAGCUCCGACUUCAACCUCAAUAGUUACCUCACUCACUUCGACUGCCGUCUCAACCACCCUGUUAACCACUACGACCACCACCGCAACCGCACCAGCAGUCACCACCACCUGUACAGAUGUUUUUGGAGGCUCGCACAAGUACACUCGCUACUACAAAGGCAGCGGCUUCACCGAGAACAACAACAACCCCGGUAACCCAGGCGACAACUCCUCACGCCCUCCAGUAUCUAACCAACUAACGAAAAACAGCUAUAUACAGGAACAGGUAUGUACAGGAAGUGGUGCAGGGCACCAGGGUAAGGUGGGUGGUCGAAAAGUGCUCUGAAGAGUGCAAGAGUGCUUGAGCAAGUAAGGAGAGCAGAGAAGGGGC